Molecule: messenger RNA, 1448 nt
Organism: Triticum urartu
Lineage: Eukaryota; Viridiplantae; Streptophyta; Magnoliopsida; Poales; Poaceae
Source: RefSeq, a predicted model, not a curated record
GCGUCGCAGCACUUCUGCUUCAAGGAGGUAGAACAGCACACUCAACGUUCAAUAUUCCAAUCAAUCUGACAGAUCAAUCUACAUGCUACAUCAAACAAGGUUCAGAUGUGGCGGAUUUAUUAAUGAGGACGUCACUAAUACUGUGGGACGAAGCUCCAAUGGCAAACAAACAAUGCUUUGAGGCACUUGACAAGAGCCUAAGGGACGUGCUGAGGUUCACAAAUGAGAAUAGUUGUGCCAAGCCCUUUGGCGGCAUGACUGUUGUUCUUGGAGGGGACUUCCGACAAAUCCUCCCUGUUGUGCCAAAAGGAGGACGGGAGCACAUUAUAGAUGCAUCAAUCAAAUGUUCAUACCUCUGGCAAUAUUUCGAGGUAUUUAAUCUGACAAAAAAUAUGCGGCUCAAAUCUCUAUCCAGUGAUCAAGCAGAGCAGCAGAAGACUGCGGAAUUUGCGGAGUGGAUACUACAGAUUGGCAAUGGAGACACAUGUUUACUAGAUAAAAAGGACUAUCUAAGUAUCCCCAGUGACCUGCUGCUAGAAAAUAGAGAUGAUCCAAAAACAGAAAUCAUCCAAAGUACCUAUCCUGACCUGCAAGACAAUCUCUGCAAACACGAGUUCCUGGAAGAAAGGGCGAUACUGUGUCCAUUGAACGAGACAGUCAAUGAAAUCAAUGAGUAUAUUAUGAGUCAAAUCCAAGGUGACAAGGUGACGUACCUGAGCCAUGACAGUGUGAGCACAUCGAUGAAUUACAGCCAUGAAAUGGAAUUGUUGUAUACUACAGAGUUUCUAAACAAGUUAAAGCAUCCGGGAUGUCCAAAACACCUACUUGAGCUCAAAGUUGGUCUGCCAGUGAUGCUUCUCCGCAACAUCAAUCAAAGUGCAGGGCUGUGCAACGGUACUAGAAUGAUAAUCACAAAACUUGGAGAAAGAGUCAUCGAAGCGCAGAUCAUAACUGGAGCACACGUCGGUGCUAAGGUGUGCAUCCCUCAGAUCAUCAUGUUGCCAUUCGAGCCUAAAUGGCCAUUUGUUCUAAAAAGAAAGCAAUAUCCUCUCUCUGUGUGCUUCGCGAUGACAAUCCACAAGAGCCAGGGACAAUCUUUGAACAAGGUCGGCCUCUACUUGCCCAGGCAAGUUUUUGCUCAUGGGCAACUCUAUGUGGCAGUCUCCAGAGUAACAAACAGGCAUGGCCUGAAGAUCCUGAUCACUGACGACGAAGAGCACGCAAGCAAAGGAAAGGCGAAAAACAUAGUGUACAAGGAGAUCUUCUAAAUGCCUAUCUGUAGCAGUGUAGUACUGUUCUAUGUAGACUGUAGUAAAUAAUGUUAUGUCAAAAUUGGCCGUUCUGCUGUUCCGGCCAUUAAUAAUCUAGUGUUCUAGAGCACGGUUGCAGCGCAACUGAUGCCAAGACUCUCAACCGCGGAUAUGUGCUUUGGUUAAUCUCAUGUGUUA